AGUUGCUACGUCAUUUUACAACAAUUAACUACCAGUUGUUUAUUGUACAUUUUGAAAAAAAAUCUGGAAGUGUAUUAGAAUAUUAUGCUGUAAACAUUCUUUGAUAAAUCUAUUCUUUAGACAUAAAAUAAAAUGAGCACUCUCCGUGGUUGCUGGAGGACGCACACUGGAGAGAAACCGUAUUUAUGCGACGUGUGUGACAAGUCGUUUUCUCAAAGAGGUACUCUGGAAUAUCACCUUCGGACGCACACAGGAGAGAAACCGUAUCCAUGCGACGUGUGUGAGAAGACGUUCGGGAGUAGUAGCACUUUGACAGAGCACAGACGGACGCACACAGGAGAGAAACCGUAUCCAUGCGACGUGUGUGACAAGACGUUCGGGAGUAGUAGCACUUUGACAGAGCACAGACGGACGCACACAGGAGAGAAACCGUAUCCAUGCGACGUGUGUGACAAGACGUUCGGGAGUAGUAGCACUUUGACAAAGCACAGACGGACGCACACAGGAGAGAAACCGUAUUCGUGCGACGUGUGUGACAAGACGUUCGGGAGUAGUAGCACUUUGACAAAGCACAGACGGACGCACACAGGAGAGAAACCGUAUCCAUGCGACGUGUGUGACAAGACGUUCGGGAGUAGUAGCACUUUGACAAAGCACAGACGGACGCACACAGGAGAGAAACCGUAUCCAUGCGACGUGUGUGAGAAGACGUUCGGGAGUAGUAGCAAUUUGACAAAGCACAGACGGACGCACACAGGAGAGAAACCGUAUCCAUGCGACGUGUGUGACAAGUCAUUCUCUCAAAAAAGUAUUCUAGAAAAUCACAUUCGGACGCACACAGGAGAGAAACCGUAUUCAUGCGACCUGUGUGACAAGUCGUUUUCUCAAAGAGGUACUCUGGAAUAUCACCUUCGGACGCACACAGGAGAGAAACCGUAUCCAUGCGACGUGUGUGAGAAGACGUUCGGGAGUAGUAGCACUUUGACAAAACACAGACGGACGCACACAGGAGAGAAACCGUAUCCAUGCGACGUGUGUGACAAGACAUUCGGGAGUAGUAGCACUUUGACAGAGCAUAGACGGACGCACACAGGAGAGAAACCGUAUCCAUGCGACGUGUGUGACAAGACGUUCGGGAGUAGUAGCACUUUGACAAAGCACAGACGGACGCACACAGGAGAGAAACCGUAUCCAUGCGACGUGUGUGACAAGUCAUUCUCUCAAAGAGGUACUCUGGAAUAUCACCUUCGGACGCACACAGGAAAUAAACCGUAUCCAUGCGACGUAUGUGACAAGUCAUUCGGGAGUAGUGGCACUUUGACAGAGCACAGAUGGACACACACAGGAGAGAAACCGUAUCCUUGCGACGUGUGUGAGAAGACGUUCGGGAGUAGUAGCAAUUUGACAAAGCACAGACGGACGCACACAGGAGAGAAACCGUAUCCAUGCAGUGUGUGUAAUAAGUCGUUCACUCGAAAUUACAGUCUGACGAUUCACUUACGGACGCACACGAGUGAGAAACGAAAGAAGCAAGGGCACAAAGCAAAAACAAAGUGUAAUAGUCAAUACACUUACAGUGUUGAUUAGACAACUGAAGGUGAGUGCAAGCUUACUGAUUUUUUGUAGACAUGUCAAAAAAGGUCAAGACUCUAUUCAGUAUGUGAUUGCGACCAAACUGAUACAUACUAUUGUCGUUAAUAAUAUUUUAUUCGUUCAAUAAUCGACAUCACGCCAGAUUAAUAAUAUAAGUAAGUUUAAGAUGAUGUGCAAAAGUGAAUGUAACAGAAAAU
Acyrthosiphon pisum (pea aphid) is the source of this 1790-nucleotide messenger RNA. RefSeq names its product zinc finger protein 271-like. Gene Ontology annotation, biological process: regulation of transcription by RNA polymerase II. Gene Ontology annotation, molecular function: DNA-binding transcription factor activity, RNA polymerase II-specific; RNA polymerase II cis-regulatory region sequence-specific DNA binding. Lineage: Eukaryota; Metazoa; Arthropoda; Insecta; Hemiptera; Aphididae. The coding region runs from base 133 to 1587 and encodes 484 amino acids. The transcript has a single exon. The record is from RefSeq and is a predicted model, not a curated record.